This is a messenger RNA of Mugil cephalus (flathead mullet), 5685 nucleotides long. It is a transcript of the gene grk7b, whose product is annotated as G protein-coupled receptor kinase 7b. Gene Ontology annotation, biological process: signal transduction; regulation of signal transduction; protein phosphorylation. Bases 2601 to 4235 code for a protein of 544 amino acids. The transcript has 4 exons. The record is from RefSeq and is a predicted model, not a curated record. Lineage: Eukaryota; Metazoa; Chordata; Actinopteri; Mugiliformes; Mugilidae. Gene Ontology annotation, cellular component: cytoplasm. Gene Ontology annotation, molecular function: ATP binding; rhodopsin kinase activity.
AUCUGGCACUGAGUUUUUUCCAAAACUAAAACUUGUUAUCCUGUCCCAUAUACCGUUGUUGGUUUUUAAUUAGACUUCUGUAACUAAUUAUUUUUCAGUCAAGUAUUAAUUUUAUGGUGUAAUAUAACAAUCUUAACAUGUCAUAAAAUCAGCGAUUGUGUUUUAGCCAUCUUGCAGAGAGGUCAGCAGAUGUGAUCCUCUCCUGAAUAUCAUCCCUGAAGCUGACUGACUGUAAACACCAGAACUUCUUAAGCAUGGCAGUGACUAGCAUGAACUCACCAUACUGCCAUAAUUACUUUGGCUGCCAGCUGGCAUGCUGGCAUGCUGGCAUGCUAACCACUUUUCCUCAGGCACCUGUUAUUCCUAUGGUGGUGCUGGCCUUGUUCCACUUUCAAGCUUAACCUCCUUGUUGUUUGUAGCUGGUUCAGAACACUCGUUAUAUAGAGGAUUUUAACCAACUAAAGUACAUUGAACACGUGCAUCCAAAUUCAUAAACAAUCAAAUGGGAUAUGAUUUAGAUUUGUAGUGUCACAACAUAAAUUAACAUGAGUCGCAUCCACUCACUGACUAGACUGAUUGACUUAGACGUGAGCUAAUCACUUCGAUGGGUGCUGCUUUGACCUUCUAACGUGCAAGUGAACAAUCUGUAGUGCUCCCCAGCAAAUUCCACAUCAGUGAGAGGUUGUAAUGUAUUAAUAUUGUGUAAUUUUCAUCAUCAAUCUGUUAUUUGUUCUGUGAAACCUUCAGACUUAAUUUGUUAUUAUUUCAACAUACAGUGUAUCUUUAUGGAAAAACAAAGUCCAUUUACAUUAAUACUUUUAUAAAGCUUAUAAUAUUGCAGUGUUGCCAUGUGAAUGAGGUGAUAUAAUGGCCUUCAUGGUAAACUUGCCCGAAUAUGCAAUGUAUUUUAAACUUUGUUCUCUAAGGAGGGUUCUGCAGAACCUUGUCAGGCUGCCAGGAGGGAUAUCUAAAACAUUAUUUAUAGGUGGAAGUGGCAGUAUAAGUUAUUUUAAAAUCAGAAGAAAUGUUGUCAAUAUAAAGUGUGUUUAAUGUCAGAUUAGAUUAGACAGAUACUUUAUUUAUCCAGAGGGGUAUAUACAUAACCAUCUUUUCAUACCAGCUAGAACACAUUCUAGAUUUCAUAUAUUAGCAAGAAGGGGACUUUGAUUUGAAGACUGUAUUUGAAUAGCUCAUUUGCUAGUUUUAACCAAUUACGUUCUUCAUUCAAACUUCAGACUUUUACAGACAAUUUUGGAAUUUUGUGAGGACUCAACAUCAUUUCCUCAUAUUCCCCCACCUGUUGGAAUAGAUAGCAUAUUUCGUGCUGACCCACUGUUUAAUAGGCAAGUGUCUUAUUUCGAUGACCUUGUGCUACCAACCAAUGAGUCAUUUAUGGAGAAAAUUCAAGCCAAGUGGAACACAAACUGCAGACCACUUUUUCUGACUGAUUCUGGGUUGAAGCCCAGGAUACUGAGAAUUCAUCCUCCUUUUGUGCUAGACUGACUCUCAUUCCGUUCAAAGUACUCCACAGAAUUCAUUAUAGCAAGGCUAGAUUAUCCUGAAUUUAACCAGAUAGGGUUCAUGAUAAAUGUAAUGGAUGUUCAGUUUCACCCUGUGAUUUGACACUCGUUUUGGUCGUGUCCUACAUAUCAUGACUUUAGAAUUUAUUCUUUAAGGUAAACUCUGACAUGUUGCAGGGUCCAACUUUCACCUUCCCACUAUAAAGCCAUCUUUGGUAGAUAACCAGAGACAAAUGUCAAGAUAAAAGUCCAAAUUAAUACAAUAUCCUUUACUUCCAUUAUCACACAGACCACACAAUGCUGUGUCCUUUCUGAAGUUGGAGAAAAUAAAAAAAAAAUCUAUUAGAUGCUCCUUGGAUCAUUUCUACUUAAACUUAACCAUUUUCUGACAGCUGCCUCCCAAUGAAAUGAUCUAAGAAAAGUUAAUAUCCUCUAAUUUUCCUGUGGGAACUGUGCCCCUGCUAUGGGAUGUACAUGUAACCUUUUUGCACAUUAGUCCCUAGUUAAUAUAUGAAAUGUUACCCAGUGGCUUGCUUGUAUAUGUGAUUUAUCUAUCUAUAUUAUUAUUAUUACAGUAGUAGUAUUACCGUCAUAUUUAUUUAUGUAAUUUCUAUCAUUCCCUUUAUUGAUGGACUUUUUGAAAAAAAAAAUGACUCAUGAAGAAGAUCAGUCACACCCAUAAUUAAACCAUUAAAUUGGGACACUUAGUUGCACACUGCUCAUGUUAAACACACAUGGCUUCUUUGUCUCUUAACAAGUUAUAAUCGGCCAUAACUCAUUAAGAAUGGGAUCUACCACCACCUCAUCCCAAUUACUGUACACAGGAACUUAGCUUCUAAAAAUAGACCAGGCCAAAGCCUCUUAAGUUCAAACCUCAUAAGUUGCUUUCCCUGUGUGCCGUCUACGAAUAAAUGUGCAAAGACACUUAGCUACCCACAAAUCCCUGAGGACAGUGAGGUCUCUAAAGCUCAAAAAGGCGUGGUACUAGAGCACCGCGCAGGUGCUUGAGGUGCUCAGUUGUAUCUGGAACCUACAGAUGGCUGAAUUCUAGUGUUUUUACUAUAUUAGCCGCCUGUCGGUAUGCCACAGGACAUGGUGGACCUGUUGGGACUGGACAACUUGGUGGCCAACACAGCCUACCUAAAGGCUCAGCAGAUAGAUCACAAUGACCUCAAAAAGCAGAGACUCUCACUGACGCUGCCAAGCAUAAAGAACACUUCUGCUCUGCAGGAGUCAGUGGGGAAGGAGUACGAGUCACUUUGUGAGAAGCAGCCCAUUGGAAAGAAGUUGUUCCAGCAGUUUCUCCUGACCUCCAAUCCACAGUAUGUAGCUGCUGCUGAGUUCCUGGAGGAGGUGAAGAUCUGGAGCUUUGCUGACGGGGACACCAAAGAAAAGGCCAGGCAGAGCAUCCUUGCUAAGUUCUGUCAGCCGGAGUCAAAAAGCUUCCUCUCCUACCUCACAGGGGUGGAAGCUGAAAUGUGCAAGACUUUGUCAGAUAAGAACUUUGAUGAAGUGACAGUUAACCAGAUCGGAGUAGCCACGAUGGACUUCCUGAAGGGAAAACCUUUCUCGGAGUACAUGCAAAGUCCCUUUUUCAACAGGUUUCUGCAGUGGAAGGAGUACGAGAAGCAGAAGAUCACUGACAAAUACUUCUAUGAGUUCAGGAUUUUGGGAAGAGGUGGCUUUGGUGAGGUGUGUGCGGUGCAGGUGAAACACACAGGCCAGAUGUACGCCUGCAAGAAGCUUGAUAAGAGACAUCUGAAGAAGAAAGCCAGCGAGCGACUGGCCCUGCUCGAGAAGCAGAUCCUGGAAAAGGUCAACAGCCUCUUCAUCGUAAAUCUGGCCUACGCCUACGACAACAGGACCCACCUGUGUCUGGUAAUGGACUUGAUGUCUGGAGGAGACCUCAAGUUUCAUAUCUAUGAGUUAGGGGAGAGGGGUAUCCGAAUGGAGCGUGUUAUUUACUACACAGCCCAGAUAACCACAGGCAUCCUCCACCUGCACUCUAUGGACAUUGUGUACCGUGAUAUGAAGCCAGAGAACGUUUUGCUAGACGGUAAAGGACAGUGUCGGCUGUCGGAUCUCGGACUGGCCGUGGAGCUGCCAAAGUGCGAAAUGAUCUGCCAGAGGGCUGGUACGAUAGGCUACAUGGCUCCUGAGCUCCUCAAGCAGGAGCACUAUCGCACGUCUGUGGACUGGUGGGCUCUGGGCUGCAGCAUUUACGAGAUGGUGGCCGCCCGUCUGCCUUUUAAAGACUUCAGGGAAAAGGUACAGAACGACGAGGUGACCCGUCGCACUCUGGAGGACGAGUGCAAGUUUCAACACAAACGCUUUGACGCUCCCACCAGAGAUAUUAUCAGCCGAUUUCUCAAGAGGAAGGUCAGCCAACGCCUGGGGUGCCGUUAUGACCCCCGAAGCCACGUCUUUUUCAAGAGUAUCAACUUCCAUCGCCUGGAGGCGGGGCUGUUAGAGCCCCCCUGGGUGCCAAAGCUCAACGUGGUCUAUGCCAAAGACACAAACGAGCUGAAGGAUAUCACCGAUGUGAAGGACGUCCAGUUUGAUGCCAAGGACGAGAAAUUCUUCAGGGAGUUCAGCACGGGUGCAGUCUCCAUCCAGUGGCAGAAGGAGAUCAUUGACAGUGGAGUAUUUGACGAGCUGAACGACAUCAAACUGAACGGAAAUCACUUCAAAUCCAGAACGUGUGCCAUUUUGUAAGCGUGUUAUCAUCUAGCAAACAUUCAGAGACUGGGUUGUACUACUACAAAAUGAACAAAUAAUCAUUCAAUAAUUCUGUAAGUGCCUGGUUGUAAUACUAAAAUAAGACCUUUUGUUUCAACAACAGCUAGGUUUUUCCUUUCCCUCAGUGAGGAAGCACCAUCCUGGAAGUGUGUGUACAGUAUCAUGCUGCCAAAUAUAAUUGCACAUUUGUCACAAAACAAAACCACAGUAUUUACGCCUGGAUGGAAACACAUGCUGACAAUGUGCUGCAAGUGCUGCUUUCUACUUUGCCCUUUAUUCCUGGUGAGACAGCAGAUCCCAGAGCAUUCAUAGUUUCCAUUACAUCACUGCCAUUUUGGCAGGCAGUUGUUUACAUGUGUUUGUAAACAAGCUGUAUAAUGGCUGUGUGUGUGUGUGUGUGUGUGUGUGUGUGUGUGCGCGUGUGUCAGUGACCAGCAGCUCUACUAUUAUUAUCAUCGGUAUUUGCAGCAGUGUUUCCUAUAAUGACUGAAGUGUCACACCAAAUACCAUGAAGGCUCUUGUGAGAGGAUUAUCUCACGCAGCCUCGUGUGAAGCGUCUCAGUAGCAGAUGUUCACCGCUAAGUGCCGCCAGACACCCACCGAGAACACCGUGCUCCAACCUCCCGCAGCACUCCUCAUCAUCCCCAUUAUCCUGACUGCGCUGCUCCGGUAUUUACAAGCACUGGAUGACUCGUUCACUCCUUUUUAACAAGGGAUGCAGGGAGACAAACUGUUGUUCACAUAUAGUCUUUUCCUCCGGAAAAUAACAUACUAACAUAGAUUUUGUUUGGCACUGCCAAUCCCCUGUCUAACCCCCCAAAUCACCCUUUGUUUACAAGCAUAUUUAGUGCACAGCAACAAAAAAACAACAACACAGACUGUUUAUAUAGCUUUCACACAUUGCGGAUCCACAGUUUUUCUAUUGCUCAUAAAUCCACGUCCUCUUGUUCUCAACUAAGGGUUAAGGUGCUCUGAUUACAGACGCUACUGUGGCUUCUGCUUGAGAUAUUCUUUUUUGAACAUUUCAGGUGUUUUGCCUAUAUUUGGUAGCAAUCAAAGAGAUUACAUAAAAUGAAAAGAGUGGAGGUCUGACAUCUACACAGGGAUAAGGCUGGACUCAAACCAGGGAUUACAUAUUUUCUGCUUGACAUGUUUAAGCUACCGAGAUAUGCUCCAGCUUCGUAAUUCUGAUUCAAAUGACCAAUUUUGCAAUUUUAAGAGAAGAAGCACUCUUAAAAGAGCUGCCAAACGGUGCCAAUGAUCUUUUUUUUUUUUUUUUAUUGCACAAGUGUACUUUUAUAAAGAUUAUUUUCUCAAAUUUUAUGAGACAUGUUUUAGCUUGUAAGGAUCUUGUAAACUGUUUUUGUGAUGUCUUCUUGGAAUGUUUGUCGCAUUUUUUUUUUUUUUUUUUUUUUUUUUUUUUACC